CAAAUUCCACUCAAGAAGAAGAAUAUAGAAUAGAAACGGUUGAAUACUGAUAAAUUUUAUGUGUUUAAUUAAGUUUGGGAGUUGCAUCAGUGACGCCUUUGUUUUCUUUUCUUUUCUUGCACUGUACCCAAAAAAAAGUUUGAUCAUUUAAUUAUGUAUGUGAUUAACUUGAAGAAUUUGAAGUAUGCUAACUAUUUGAGCUGUUGAUUGUGUUUAAUUGAAGUUUGAAGUUUGAUCUGUUGAUUAUGUUGUGAUUAACCUGUGGAAUUAAGUAUGCUGACUAUUUGGUAUAUUGAUUGAAGCAAUGUGUUGUUGACUUGUUGCUCUUUUAUGUUGUUGUUCUAAUUGUGUUCUAAGCAAUAAGUAGUGAAGUACUGUUAUAUUUGUUUAUACAGUUUGGGUUGAGGACUCAUGUUGAUGUAUGCUGUGUUCUAUUGUUUUUCAGCAUUGGAUGCUUUUGAAAACUUAUCAUGUUGUUUCGUAGAAUUAAUAUGGCCAGUAAAUUCACUUUCACAAUAUGGUGGGAACUGGUCUCUUUAAAAAAAGAAAAAGUAGGAAGUGGUCUCACAGUCACAUAUCUUCAGAUCUUGCUAGCCCCAUGGGGCAUACAGCGGUAGCACGUUGGAGCUUGCCUCCUUCCGGUAAGCUGAAACUCAACACGGAUGGAGCUUGCGACCAGCAAGGUAUGCAUAUGGGCAUGGGGGUCUUGUAAAGGAUGCUACUCAUGCGUGGGUUAAUGGUUUUUACACAGGUUCCAUUGAAGGUGAUCCAUUUAAAGCUGAAGUUGAGGCUUUAAAGUUGGGUUUAAUUCUGAUGUGGGAUGUCAACAUGAGGAGUGCAGUGUGUGAAGUGGAUUGUAUUGAAUUAGUCCAGGCCCUAGUUGAUGAGAGGUACCAAUUUCAUGCUAUGGCGUCGGAUCUUCUUGAUAUCCGGCUUCUUUUGGAUCGUGAUUGGGAUGUCGAGCUUAUGCAUAUCUCUCGGGAUGCUAAUGAAGUUGCUGAUUAUCUUGCUGGUCUGGGGUCUGGACUCCAGUGCACUUACACUUGUCUUGAGGCGCCGCCUCCUCAGCUUUGUCCCAUCUUGGUUAUGGACUUGUUAGCCUUGUAGUUCAUUUCCUUGUUUCGUUUUAUUUUCCGAUGUACCAAAAAAUAUCUAAGAUUUAUUAGUUAUGAGGGCAAAAUACACAUACAUGUCACAUGAUACAUAUAAAAAAAAUUAAUAGGGAUAAAUAAUAAAAAUAACAUCCAUAUUUUUAUACAAACAAACAAUAUAUAAAGUAUUUAAAAGAGAUUUAGAGAACAACAAAAAUUUGUGGGGGCAUUUUCUCAUUUUUGACUUACGUUACUCAAUCAUUUUGGCCUUUGGGGCAGCAGAGGAUGCGAACGCAGAGUCCGAGUGUGAGAAUGAAGGAACAUUCAAACUGAUCACAAUUCGCAACUGCAACAUUGCAUCUCCACUUCAUCGCUCUCGCUUUCUUCUCUCCGAUCCUUCACCACACAGACAAUUUUCUGUUUCUGUUAAUUUCCCGGUGGUGGCGCGAUGAAUUUUCUGAUGCGGUCUACAGCGAGUGUGUACUCAGAACGUUCGCCAGUUCCGAAACCUCGCGGCGAUGUGCAUCACCGAUCUGCAUCUGCUGGAUCCUCUUUCGAGGCUCUCAUGACCGAUGAUCCGUAUGUGCCAAACGGUGCUAAGAUUGAUUGCGCCGUGAAUCCAAAAGAUGAAUUGCCGAUUGGGGUUGAUAAGCAUGUGGAUGUUGCUGAAGAUGAAGGAUGGAUCACCAUUCCAUAUAAGGAACUUCCUGAAAAUUGGAAUCAUGUGCCAGAAAUACAGUCCCUGCGCACUCUUGAUCGACCCUUUCUUCUUCCUGGUGAACAAGUUCAUAUCUUGGCAUGCUUGUCUGCAUCUAAGCAGGAUACAAAGAUGAUUACUCCGUUUAAAGUUUCCGCUAUGGCGAGUGCAAAUGGCACAGGUCAAAGCCCUGAGAAAGAAAAUGGAAACACUGAAAACAGAAUUAAUUCAGUAUCUGGAGAAGGGGAACUGAGUACCAGUGGCGAAGAGAAGCUGGAAGAUAUUUCUGAUGUUGAAUCCCGUCUUCAGACGGAAGUUCAUAAAAGAAAAACUGCAUUAUUGUUGCAAAAGUUUGAAAAUUCCCACUUCUUCGUGAGGAUUUCUGACUCCGAUGAGCCUCUUUGGUCAAAAAGAAUUUCUUCAGAAAGGUUUUCAAACUCUUCUGAAGAAAAUAGUCAAAAGGCCCCAAUAAUUAAAACUAAAGAGGCUGCAUUAACUCCUACAAGUGCAGUCAUUGAUCGAGGGAAUUUCGAUGGAACUAUUUCUGGUGGAGCAGCGAGAAAUUCUGCCAAGUGUUUUGCUUUACCUAAUGGAGACAUCGUGGUUCUUUUACAAGUGAACGUUGAUGUUACUUCUCUUAAAGAUCCUUGUAUAGAAAUUCUUCAAUUUGAGAAGUGUCAGGAGAGAAUGUUGUCUCCUGACAGCCAGGUGGAUGCAGUUUAUACAAAUCAGGAUCCAUACGCAGAGCUGUUAAAUUGGAUACUUCCAUUGGAUAAUGGGAAACCUCUUACACGCCCCCUAUCUCCUUCACAUUUAACUUCAAAUUCAGGGAUUAGUAGCACCUCUCAGAGGUCCAAUUUUCCAGCAUCAUCCGGCUCUCAGUUAUUCUCCUUUGGCAAUUUCAGAAGUUACUCCAUGUCAUCAUUACCCCAAACUACCACCACUCCAAAUGCUCCUGUUAAAGCAGUGAGUUCUAAGCCAAGUUUUGAUCUUGAGGAUCGCGAUCGAAACUCAUCUAAGAAAUAUUUAUGGAAAAAAACUGGGGUGGAAGAACUACUAUCUUUUCGAGGUGUCUCAUUGGAGAGAGACAGAUUUUCUGUUUGUUGUGGGUUAGAAGGCAUCUAUACACCUGGAAAAAAGUGGAGAAGGAAAGUUGAAAUAAUACAACCUGUAGAGAUUCAUUCUUUUGCUGCUGACUUCAAUUCAGAGGAUAUUUUGUGUGUUCAGAUAAAGAACGUUGCUCCUGCACAUGCUCCAGAUAUUGUGAUAUUUAUAGAUGCCAUAAAUAUUGUUUUUGAGGAGUCUGCAAAAAAUGGAACACAGUCAUCAUUGCCGCUUUCAUGUGUUGAAGCUGGAAAUGAUCAUUCUUUUCCAAAUCUAGCCCUCAGGAGAGGUGAAGAGCAUUCUUUUAUCCUUAAACCAGCACCUUCAACGUUGAAGGGUCUUCAAGUUCAGGAUAAUAGAAGUUCCCAAUUGUCAAAGUUGCAAUCUGGAAAUAAAAAACCAAAAUUUAGUAUUGAUCAGUAUGCUAUUAUGGUGUCAUGUCGAUGCAAUUAUACAGCAUCGAGAUUGUUCUUUAAGCAACCAACCAGUUGGCGACCACGCACCUCAAGGGACAUCAUGAUCUCUGUUGCAUCAGAGAGGUCAGGACAGUCAAGAGGAGCUUAUGGAAAAUAUAGCCAACUUCCUGUGCAGAUCUUAACUCUUCAAGCUUCAAAUUUGACAUCUGAAGAUCUAACUUUGACAGUGCUUGCUCCUGCAUCAUUUACUUUACCCCCUUCAGUGGCUUCUCUGAAUUCACCGGCAACUCCAAUGAGCCCUUUUAUUGGUCUCGCAGACUUUUUAGGAAGAGUAAACGGUGAAAGAGGUCUCGGUUCCACCUGGAGACAGAGAUUCACUUCUAUUAUGAAUAAAAAUGAGAAACAAAGUUAUGAUGGCGAAGCUCAGGCAGUUUCUAUGAGUGACGAUGGCAUUCCUAUUUCUGGUCCUAGUUGUACACAUCUAUGGCUGCAGAGUAGAGUUCCACUUGGAUGUAUUCCGCCUCGAUCCGUAGCCACUAUCAAGCUCGAACUGCUUCCAUUGACUUAUGGCAUAAUUACGCUAGACUCUCUGCAAAUUGAUGUCAAGGAAAAAGGUAUUACUUUUAUCCCUGAGUGCUCACUGAAGAUAAAUGCAACUCCCUGCAUUUCCAAGGGAUUGAGACUUGAGUAGGAUGGACGUAUACCUGGUUGCAUUUACUUCUGCAUUUUCUCCGGGGCAAUAUAACAAAAAUGGAUGAUUAGCUUUUACAUGAAUUUCGAAAAAUUUCCACGACUUUUAAUGGCACAGAAUGGGCAAUUUGCAUCCUUAGACUCUAAAAUUUCUCUCGUGACUUACUGUCAAGUGUCAAUGGCACACAAAGUAACAACUUCUUACACUUGGUUUAGAAUUAUGAAGUUGACAUUGUUUAUUUGUGUUAAACAUAGCUUCAUUUUUGCAUUGUAUAUACCACGAGCUUAAAUAGAGGCUUACCCCUUGAAAGGGAUGAAUAUAUUUUUCAUAGGUUUUUUUAUAUAACCCUUCAGAGUGAACAAAGAGUGCCUCUAAUAAAUUGCAGUGGACAGUUGCAAUUGAAUGCACUUCCAAUUGAUCA
Lotus japonicus is the source of this 4420-nucleotide messenger RNA. RefSeq lists its product as uncharacterized. The record is from RefSeq and is a predicted model, not a curated record. The transcript is spliced from 11 exons. NCBI's taxonomy places the organism in Eukaryota, Viridiplantae, Streptophyta, Magnoliopsida, Fabales, Fabaceae. Bases 1540 to 3999 code for a protein of 819 amino acids.